GGAUUCGCAGUUCGAGGAGGGAGGCAUUUAGACGCCUCAGCCAGAGCGCUCUUGGCUGAGGGGAACUCCAAGCCCCAGAGUGCAACGGGAGGCAGCCAGGGCAGUUAAAAAAAGUGGAACAGCGGCGCUACAAGAGUGCAGUGCGUUAGUCAAACACAACACACACAACGAACACGCCGCGCUCCCACCCACUUGAACCGGAACCGGUUUGGCCAAAGGCAGCUACUGCUGAGGGGGAAAGGCUGCGGUUGUUGUCGCCUCCUCCUCCUCCUCAGUCUCAGUGCAGGCGGCUGGAGGAGGAAGAAGAAGGAGGAAGAGGAGGAGGAAAGGGGGAGCCCCACAGCUCUUCUCCCCACAGCGUUCGGGGGAGAGGAGGAGGCGGAGGCGGAGGCGGAGGAGGCGGGCAUGGGGCAGCCUGGGCUUUCGAGCAGCAGCAGCAGCAGCGGGAGCAGGAGGAAGGAGCCCAGGCGCCGCUGGCGGUGACUCCUCGCCUGCCUCUCCCUUUCCCUGCCGCCGUGGGCCUGCGCCCAGCCCUCCUCCGGAAAGAUGGGCAACACGACCUCCUGCUGCGUCUCGUCCAGCCCCAAGCUGCGGAGGAAUGCCCACUCCCGCCUGGAGUCCUACCGCCCCGAGGCCGAGCUCAGCCGCGAGGACACCGCCUGCAACCUCCAGCACAUCAGCGACAGGGAGAACAUCGACGAUCUGAACAUGGAAUUCAACCCUUCAGAUCACCCAAGAGCCAGCACAAUAUUCCUCAGCAAAUCUCAAACAGAUGUGAGAGAAAAGCGGAAGAGUCUCUAUAUAAACCACCACCCUCCUGGUCAGUUGAGAAGGAAAUACAGUUCCUGUUCCACUAUUUUCCUGGAUGACAGCACAGUCAGUCAGCCCAACCUCAAGUAUACAAUUAAAUGUGUAGCUCUUGCAAUAUAUUACCACAUCAAAAACAGGGACACAGAUGGAAGGAUGCUCCUAGAUAUUUUUGAUGAAAACCUCCACCCCCUUUCGAAAUCCGAAGUGCCGCCAGAUUAUGACAAACAUGACCCAGAACAGAAACAAAUCUAUCGCUUUGUCCGGACAUUGUUCAGUGCUGCUCAGUUGACUGCCGAAUGUGCCAUUGUCACCCUGGUGUAUCUUGAAAGACUUUUAACUUACGCAGAAAUAGAUAUUUGUCCAGCAAACUGGAAGCGAAUUGUGCUGGGUGCAAUUCUACUGGCGUCAAAAGUUUGGGAUGACCAGGCAGUGUGGAAUGUGGAUUACUGUCAGAUCCUGAAAGAUAUCACAGUUGAGGACAUGAAUGAAUUAGAACGACAGUUUCUUGAGUUGCUGCAGUUCAACAUCAAUGUCCCUUCCAGUGUUUAUGCCAAGUAUUAUUUUGAUUUGCGCUCCCUCGCUGAAGCAAACAACCUGAGCUUUCCACUGGAGCCCCUCAGCAGGGAAAGGGCGUGUAAACUUGAGGCCAUCUCUCGCUUGUGUGAAGACAAGUAUAAGGACUUCAGGAAAUCUGCAAAGAAACGUUCAGUCAGUUCGGACAAUCUAACUGUAGUUAGAUGGUCACCUGCUAUUAUCUCCUAACAGUGAAGUCUGGGAUAUUCUUCUGAAAGUACUGUUUCUAUCACCAACUUUGGGCAGCAGGGGUGUUUUGGUUCUUCUUUUUUUUCUUCAUUAUUGGCUUUUCUUAUUUUUAGAUCCGGCUCUGCAGUGCCUCCCCUGUUGAGUAGCACACAAGAAUAAACUGAGGGACAGGAGAGAAAGAUCAGUACAUUGGAAGGAAUGUUGGAAGCAAAUCGGUUUUGUUAUUUACUACAGAUCUUGUCUUUUUUCAUAAAGAAGAAAAUGCAUGCAUAUAGUUAGAAGAGGAGAAAACAAGAAAGGUGCCAUUUAAACAAGAAAGAAAGAUCGUCAGCAGAAGGAGUGGUAUGAAAAUGAAAACCACAAGAUAAGCUUGGAAGAAGUGCCAUAAGAAAUGAAUUGGAAGUGAUUCAUGUUCUCUUUGGUAUCUUCUAUUGAUUCACUGGGUUUUUUGCAUUCCUUCCUGGAUUGUUUUUCUCGCUUCUACAAAGCAACAGCUAUGAAGAGGGCAGUAUCUACAGUAGCACAACAAAAGCCUUUGGAUUGGACAGCAUUGGUUGGUUUCUUCUCUCCUCUCCCAUUCAACACAUUGCGCUUUUCUUCAUAAGCUGUUUAAUUAGUUUUCUCCCCUUAAUUAUUAUGCGUGUUUUGUUUCAUGUAUACCUUUGUUGUAUUUUUGAAAACAACAUUUGACUUGAUUUAUAGUGCUGAACCAAAAGUAUACAAAAGAAGAUCAGGUGACCGUUUAUAACUUCAUUUUCUUGUUCUUUUUUUUAAUUUAUAUAACAACCAGGUAAAUGAUGCUUCAUGGUGCAUCAUGAAUACUGGCUGUUUCAUAGUAAAUGUGGCUGCAUGUGCCUUCCUACAUUCUUUGAGAUAGUUUAUUUUUCCUUACUAUAAAAGUUAUGAUUGUUGGAAGAAUUCAGAUGACAGUGAAACUUGGGCCAAGGAGAUGAAAUUUGCAUUGGAUGUGGUAGUCCUUUUUGCAAGAUUUUCAUAGCAUGUGGAGAUUUAGCAGAGUUUUAAGUGCGAGAGAUGGAGAGAGAGCCAGAAUCUCCUUUUGUAUGGCCCAGGUGAUUUCCUUCCUUUUCUGGUUCAAUGUUGCAAGCAAUAGCCUCAAGUUUUUUAUAUGUUUACUUUAAAUGGAAACCAAUCUGUUUUUAUAAAAUAGAAAAAAAAUAUAAAAAAGUUUUUGUUCUAGUGGAAAAGGGUCCAUGGAAGACAACGACGACGAUGAAGAAGAAAACUAUAUUAAUUUUACGAAGUGUUUUGUCACAGGUUAGAUUUCAGAAUAAAAAAACCUGUUUUUAAAAAUUACAUUUUUUCAGUGUAGGUGCUUAUAGAAAUUUAAACAAAAUGCAAACUGUGAAGAAAAUUUUGUUGCUUUGUUGAUUAUAUUGUACUUUUUUGUUGUGACUACUGGGACCCUCCUUCUUUUCCUUAAUAGGAUAAAUGAGUUGAAUACCCACUUUAAAAAACAAAACAACAACAAAAAAAACCAAACCACCCUAUCGCUGUAAAAAAUACUUGUGUUCUACAUAAGUUUCUGAACUAUUUUGCACAUUUGAAGAAAGAGUGACAUUUUAUAAUACAGAAAACAAAAGCAGAUAUAAUGUUCACAUUAAUGGAAUCGCAUGAACUCUGUCCUGUGCAAGAAUGGUGAAACAGAUGACAUUGACCUCAGUGUGUUGAAUUUGUUUUAUGUGCACUACUGGAGCAAAACAUGAAAAGCCUACACUACCAGAAACUUCUCCUGUACAAUCCUUCCAUUUUAUCUGUACAGUACUAUUAUGCCCAAUUCCCAGUCAUUUCAUUGGAGGCUUGUACAGCGUGAAUGCCCAUCAGCAUGCUCCUGAACCCUCCCAUUAGUUUCAGUGGUAGCUCUUACAGGAGGCUUUCCCAUCUACAUUCCUUUAUCUGGUCUCAUUGAGCCUUAAAAUUCCACUUAACAACUAGUUUACUUGACUGUAAGGUCUAAACAGCUGAAUUGAGUAUUUUCCAUGUAAAGGCACACCCAUGCAGCUCAAAUUUUGGGGAGCCAGGCAUAUACUUCUACUUCUUCCUCUCCUUGUAGUCAGAGGCCUGGAACCAAUGAGGACAUGUCCAGAAGCCUGGUAUGUUGCUUUUGUGAUUUCCUGCAAAAGUAAACAUUAGUCACUUUUUAAACCACCCUCUUUAGCAGUAGGAGCUACUGUAUGAGAAUCAUAAAGUGUUUGGUUCUUAUCACAUAUGGAUUCAUGUUAGUCCUCUUGGGAAAUGGGCAGGUUGGCUGUUGGCAUGCAGGACCCCUGCUGGCCUGCAUAUAGCUAGGAAAUGUUACUUUUUUGUACCCCAACUUCCAGAUCCACCCCCUCUCUUACUGUCGAGGGGGGGGGGAGGUCUGGGAUUUAUAUUCCACAAAGGCAGCAAUUCAACUUCUGGGCCCAUGUCGCUAAUGUAUCAUCUCCACAGCCAGCCACAAAUCCUAGUUAGGAAGGGAAUUUUUAUUUCCCUAAGACAGUUGCUGCAUUUCUUUCUUGCUUUUACAAUGUCGAGGGUGUAAGGAGUUGCUGAUUAGGUGCGUCCUAACUGUAUUUAAAAGCUAUUAUUGAACAAUGGUGCCCUGACUAUGGUAAUUGCCUUAAAAGGAUAGGGCAUUGAUGAGGUUAAAUUGCCAACAACUAAGCAUUUUCCUCUACCUUUCAAACAUUACUCCGUAACAUAACAAUUUUACUCACCUGUGUUCCCUGAUCUUUAAAACGGUUCUUUCCUUUUUCUUGUUGUUGUGCCAAUAUAUCAGAACUCAAGAGUUUUGAGGCUCCAUCCUGUCCAGCCUUUGCCUGUUCUUUUUUCUUGAACAAAAUGUUUUAAAAGAUAUAUUUUAAGUUAAAGGGGUAAGAGAACAACAAGAGUGAAAAAGAGUCAGUUUUUGAUAGAAAUGGGUUGCAGCCCCGCUAUCCAAUAUAUAAAUAAAAUUUUUACAAUGUUUUGUUUUAUCAACACUUUGUGAAACAAUAUUUGGGCUGACUUUUCUAGCAAGAAAGUCAUUGUUCUACAUGUUGGGAUGGAGCUAGAGGAAGACAGAAGACAGAAAAGUUUGCAUUAUGUAAAAUUCUCAAUGCAUCUACUAUAAUUUUGUGAGGUUUAUUAAACAACUUUAAAGAUUG
Messenger RNA from Sceloporus undulatus (fence lizard), 4715 nucleotides. It is a transcript of the gene CCNY, whose product is annotated as cyclin Y. The record is from RefSeq and is a predicted model, not a curated record. Gene Ontology annotation, cellular component: plasma membrane; cytoplasmic cyclin-dependent protein kinase holoenzyme complex. The coding region runs from base 547 to 1572 and encodes 341 amino acids. The transcript has 10 exons. Lineage: Eukaryota; Metazoa; Chordata; Lepidosauria; Squamata; Phrynosomatidae. Gene Ontology annotation, biological process: regulation of canonical Wnt signaling pathway; regulation of cyclin-dependent protein serine/threonine kinase activity. Gene Ontology annotation, molecular function: protein kinase binding; cyclin-dependent protein serine/threonine kinase activator activity.